This is a messenger RNA of Mizuhopecten yessoensis (Yesso scallop), 3008 nucleotides long. Its product is annotated as protein phosphatase 1 regulatory subunit 12A-like. The transcript has a single exon. Gene Ontology annotation, cellular component: cell wall; cytoplasm. Lineage: Eukaryota; Metazoa; Mollusca; Bivalvia; Pectinida; Pectinidae. The coding region runs from base 1032 to 1715 and encodes 227 amino acids. The record is from RefSeq and is a predicted model, not a curated record. Gene Ontology annotation, molecular function: enzyme inhibitor activity; protein binding; phosphatase regulator activity.
CCAGAUCGUGUGUCCGGAGUUCACAGUACGUCCAGAUAAGGUCUGAAAGAUUUUCCUGCGAACCUGCUGCAUAUGUACACAAGCUGAAGGCUGCCAUCAAGUUACAUGUAACGUAAAAGAACCGGUCUGGAUAUCGAAUGGCAGCACGGGACGCUGAUAGUUGUAAGAUUGUGCUAAGUCAUAUCUUUAUAAAUUUACACUCUGUGAAUAACGCACCUCUGUUAAGUAUGAACACGAGAGAUUUCAACAGCCUGUAAGAAACAAACCUACACAAUUUAUUCUGCAGCGAGACUGCAGUGAUCGUAAUUAUUUAUGAGCUACUAGCAUGUAAGAACAUGAGUUUUCAGACUUUUUGCCUGGUCAGGGCCUACGUAUACCUUUAAAGUGAGUAAAAUUGUACGCACUUCCUCAAGAGAUGUACAUUGCAGGGGGUUAAAGGUCAAACCACUGUGCAAAGCAGCCGAUUACGUGCAGAUGAGUGUUGUGUAUCAGGCCGUCUGCUGGAUAGAGAUAAUCAGGGAUCCAUUCUGACAGACUGGUUUGUUGGAAAGUUAUCCACAAGGAAAUAUGUCGUCUGCCAAUUCCUGAUUGAGGAGGAGACUUCUUCGAUCGUUGUCUGCUAUGCUUGACCUGUGAUUAGGAUUGUUAAGAGCUGCAGUUUCUAAUGAAAACACGAGUUCGGCGUGUGUCUAUGGACGGUCUUGUGUAAACGGCAGUGUACUGUUAAUUAAGCGGAUCCUCGUGGCUUGACGAGAGAUGUUGAUUAACUUACGGAUACUCAUCAGCGGAAAAAGGCAUAUAGAUGAAAUUAGAGCACAAGUGUGUUAAUAAAACACGGUCAUUCAGGAGGUGAAGCAACGAGGAGACGUCGCUCAUAUAGAAAGGCCAGCACCUCGGGAGUUACAGGGUCUAAUUUCAUAUCUCAAUUGUUGUUCUGUAUCAAAGGAUAUUAUGACGAAUUAAUGAAACAUAUUAAAGACAAAAUACUUAAACCGACUGAAAGGAGUAAACACCCCGACUAAUUAGUCAACAUGCCCGGUGGAAACAACCGGAAGAUUACCUUCCCAGCGGACUCUGUUCUCAGUGCUGUCAUCCAGGAUGGUGACGUGUGUGAACUGUGUCGGAUUUUACACAACCAGAGAGGGGAGUUUAAUAUCAAUCAGACGAAUCACGUCGGAUUAACUGCCCUCCAUCACGCUGUUCUAAGCAACAAUCUGGACGCAGUAAAGAUGUUACUGUGUUGUAACUCGGACGUGAACGCUAAGGACGUACACGGAUUCAGUGCCCUACACACGGCGUCCGCGUGUGGGUUCUUACAGAUCUCAAGUCUGUUACUUGUGUUCGGAGCUGAUGUAUUUUCGUUGACGAAGCAGCUAGAAUUACCUGUGGACGUUGCUAAGGAUAUCAGCAUCGUCCGUUUGUUAACAACGGAAAUGUACAGUCGGAUACAGGCAGAGCUGUACUUACAGACAGUGGUGACGACCAAACUGACGAAUAUCUGGUUGACAUUCCGUAAAAUUGUAAUAUGUGUGGUCAGUUUUUUGUAUAUUGUGUUGAAAAACAUCUGGCAGCGACCCUCCACUGCCGUCACACAAAUAAAUGACGGACAGGUGAGUGCUGUGCGCAGUGUUAUGAACGGGGGUACCCAAAUAACGCACAGCGACAACAACAACAAACAGAAGAAGAAAAACAAACCGAUGGUCAAGAUAGAGUGAUACCGGGAACCCUUCCUUCGUCACGACUUCCGUCGCUCGUAGUAUACUAAAUGUCACCGAUAUAGGAAGGGUUUCGAUUCAGGUGAAUCUGUCAUUAGUUUCAUUUUGGGAGUUAAACCUCGCUAUUAUGAAAGUUCACAAUCGCUAAAACACUUACUCACAAACCAUUAGAUAUAAACAGUAAGAAAUAGUAUUAUGAAACUCCUAACAUCUAGCUCUGCUACCCACUACCACAGACGACAGGUAAAACCGUACAGCAGGCUAAACCAUAUAGUAUCGGACAAAACAUGGCCACCCUUGCCUUAGACUUGAUCUCGAGUUGUGACCAGGCUAUUACUCGAACUUUAAUAGCAAGUAAGAGUUUGACGAAUCUCAGACCAUUUUAUUUAGUACUUGGAGGUAAAUCGUUAACAAAGUGAAGGCCCACGAUUACAAAUCUUAUCCUGCAUACGUGAGGGAAAUCUGACUGUGGAAUAAUUGCUCAGGAAAAGUAUAAUUUUAUUUAAAUGGAGAAGUGUUUUUGUCUACGUCAUUAUGAUUUUGUUGUUGAUAACGUAACUUAUCUCGGUUGCUAUUUUUAACCUAAAUCUGUAUGUACAUGAUAAUAUAUAUGGGAGAAAGCGUGUGCAAGAGAAGUCAGGUUUACACUGCUAUUUUUACAUAAAACAUGAAAUGUAUUUAUGGGGUAUUGUAUGUAGGGAUCCCGGAGUAAUGAGGCGAGUUUAUCGCCGCUACACAGCGAGGAGGCUGGUAUCUCUCAUUAAUUGUAAAUACGUGUGUUUGUUGUACGCAUGUAAUGAAUGCGUGUGAUGAAGGUUUGUAAUAUAAUGUACGUUUGUAGAUUGAUUUUAAGAUCAUACGUUUCGUGCUAUUGUUGGAACUAUAAGUGAUGUCACAAUAAACGGGAAAGGCUUGCAAAAUAAUGUGUUUCGAGAAUGCUUUUUACCGAGUUCUGUUUGAAUCUCGCCCCAGAAUUUAUCUUAAUUACCAAGAUAUCAGUUAUGCACGGCGACCACCGCGAGACUGUUUCCCAUUAGUUCACCUUUGGUAUGCCCAUUGUUUACGUUAAUGAGUACAUACUUUAGAUUGGCACUAGGUUGUAGGGCUGUGGUGUGUUCUGUUAUUGUAGAACACAAGUAUAUACCAGUUACGUGCCGUUAAAAUAAGCCACAAAACGAACAGCAUACUGCAUAGCACUCGCUUGUCGAUUUUAUAUUUCUUAUACAUGUACUCGGGUACGAAAUUACCACUAAUUAAACGUCAGGAAAUAUAAAGGUAUCAAAAAUAAACAGU